This is a messenger RNA of Dermacentor albipictus, 453 nucleotides long. Its product is annotated as protein TsetseEP-like. NCBI's taxonomy places the organism in Eukaryota, Metazoa, Arthropoda, Arachnida, Ixodida, Ixodidae. The record is from RefSeq and is a predicted model, not a curated record.
AUGCUUCCGACGCCGUCGGACUUCAAGAACGCAGAUGCCUCUGUGGAUAGCGCGCUACAUCCGACAACUCCUCCUCCUUUGCCCCCUAAGCCUGGCGGAGUCGAAUCUAAGGGCGUGCCGCACAACACCAAUACUGAAGCUUGGCCCGCGCUACCAAAGCGACAGCCACCGCCACAGCUGAAGCUACAGCCGAAGCAACCGCCGGGGCCACAGCCAAUGGCACAGCUGAAGCCACAGCUGAAGCCACAGUCGAAGCCAGAGGUAGUACCACAGCCGAAGCCACAGCCGGAGCCACGACCGAUGCCACAGCCGAUUUCGCAGCCGGAGUCACAGCCGGACCCACGGUCACAUCAAAGGAUACAGCGCACUGCGGUAGAGUCCACAGCGCCGACUCCCGAUAAAUUGUACGAAGAAGACCGGCAACUGGAAGUGAUAUGCUUCGGUCCCUCAUAG